Molecule: messenger RNA, 644 nt
Organism: Cucurbita maxima (winter squash)
Lineage: Eukaryota; Viridiplantae; Streptophyta; Magnoliopsida; Cucurbitales; Cucurbitaceae
Exons: 1
Coding region: 64-408 (114 amino acids)
Cellular component (GO): nucleus; cytoplasm
Source: RefSeq, a predicted model, not a curated record
UCCUCUUCCUCAUCCUUAUCUUCUUCUUCCCCUUUAACCCUCAAAUCCCCUCUCCCUUUCCUCAUGGCUGAUUCACACAGACGAAUCUCCACUCCCGCCGGUGGCUCUCGCUGCCAUCCGCCGCCGCAGCAGCAGCCAGGCUGCUUCCGGAGCCGGGCGCCAGCGUCCCUGCAAAUCAACCGCCCCGAUUGGAAGGUCGCCAUCCCUCUCUUGACCCCGCUCGUCUCCCCAUCAUCACCCAAAGAAAUACAAACUUGGGCGCCUAAUUCCGGCGAAGGAUCCUCCAAUUCUUCAAAUCAUAAAGAAUCGGAGCCGGAGAAGCCGCCGGUUUUUAAGAAAUGGCAGCAUCCGGCGGCCCCUUUUCAGUACGAUUCCGGCCCUAUGGAUUCCAGAUUCGUCCCUGCUUAGAUUUUUUUUUUUGUUGUUGUUCUAAUAAACUCUUCGAUCUGUGAAAUUUGAAUGCCAAUGAAAAUUGUAAUUAUUAUUUUUUUUUUUAGUGAUUGAAGUGAUUGAAGAGAGAUGGAAAGAUGAUGAAUGAUUGGGAUAUCAUUAAUUACUUUUUAAUGCGUUCAACAUUAAUCAUUUCACAAUCAUUGUGACCGAAUAAAUUAAUAUUGUAUAAAAUUUAUAAUUUGGGAUGUGCA